AUGCAAGGCAUAUUGACGGUGUCUCAGCGCCCCGAUGGACAGCCUAUCGUACCCUCGCCUUCAUUAUCAUCACCACAAGAGACGCUACCAGUAUCGCAGCGACCGGACGGACAGCCUUUUGACAUCCCUUCGCCCUCACCGUCACCUCCACAAGACCCAUUACCAGUAUCACAGCGUCCAGAUGGACAACCUUUCGACAUCCCUUCGCCCUCGCCAUCGCCCAUUUCGAAGAGGCAGGGUUCAGAUUGGAAGCGGAUAGCAUACUACACGUCUACAUCACCGGCUCAAGCCACCGGGCUCAGCUUUAUGGCUAACCUGGGUGAUCCCCAAAAGUCUGGUACUUUUGACUAUGCAUUUGGGAACUCGCUCAGCUACGUCACUCCACGGGGUGACAAAGUAGCGGCUGAGAGUCAACCGUUCGAAGGCACGCUAAAGACGUCUGAAAACGAGAUCGUGGUUCUGUCCGAUAAAGAGUGUGACGCAGACUGUCCGUACUGGAGACCAGACGCGACAUCUCACUACGGCUGGUCAGGCUCCUCGAAAGCCUUCUUCAUCGAAUUCCAAAUGGAUCACUACGACAAUGUAGGCACGGACCAAGGCCUCCUCUCUGACGCCCCGGCCUACUGGUUCCUCAAUGCAGCCAUACCUCGCAUCCUCCAGUACGGCAACGACCGCAACAACAUUCCCUGCUCAUGCUGGUCAACAGGCUGUGGCGAGUUCGACGCAUUCGAGCUUCUCAGCAAAGGGGCCGAACGCGCAAAGUCGACUAUACAUCGGCAGGGCAAUCUGGAGGGUGGUGACUCCAACUACUUCAGCAGACCGGUAGGGAAGAAGAUGAAGUUUGCGGUUGUUUGGCACUAUCCGCACAUUACGGCAUUGGUGUUGGACGACGACUUUGAUUUUUCAGAGAGCAUGUCAAAUGAUGCGAUUCAGAAGUUGGUGGCAUACGAUCCGGAUAGCUGGGUGCAUUCUCUGUAUGCUAUUGGGGACUGA
This is a messenger RNA of Alternaria viburni, 993 nucleotides long. RefSeq lists its product as uncharacterized. NCBI's taxonomy places the organism in Eukaryota, Fungi, Ascomycota, Dothideomycetes, Pleosporales, Pleosporaceae. The coding region runs from base 1 to 993 and encodes 330 amino acids. The transcript is spliced from 2 exons. Gene Ontology annotation, cellular component: fungal-type cell wall. The record is from RefSeq and is a predicted model, not a curated record.